This is a messenger RNA of Silurus meridionalis, 3516 nucleotides long. It is a transcript of the gene foxj3, whose product is annotated as forkhead box J3. The record is from RefSeq and is a predicted model, not a curated record. Bases 363 to 2183 code for a protein of 606 amino acids. Gene Ontology annotation, molecular function: DNA-binding transcription factor activity, RNA polymerase II-specific; RNA polymerase II cis-regulatory region sequence-specific DNA binding. Gene Ontology annotation, biological process: regulation of transcription by RNA polymerase II. The transcript has 12 exons. NCBI's taxonomy places the organism in Eukaryota, Metazoa, Chordata, Actinopteri, Siluriformes, Siluridae. Gene Ontology annotation, cellular component: nucleus.
GAUAGCGCAAGUGCCCGGAUGUUAGCUGUCCAGAGAAAGACGAACGGGAAAGACUCGGGAGAGGCGGAGAGGAGGCGCGUACAAACCGGUAGAGGGACAGCUAGUCUUAAACCUACGCUAAACCUACAGAGUCCGGUCACUUUUAUUUUUGAAGAAGACAGAGGAAGCUUUUUUUUGGUACCGAAGAGGAAGGGGAGGGGUCGGCUAACUUUGAUUAACCUGGACUGAUUUUGCUCAACAGGACACCCGCCUCUGAUUCCCCGGUUUUGACCUGGACUCUGCUGAGGCGCUUGGGCUCCAAUCUGAAGGAGCUUCCGCGCUUGCCCCUGUUCUUUUCCCAGUCCCCACCUGCUCCAUCCACCAUGACUUCGGAGCUGGAGAGCAGUUUAACCUCGAUGGACUGGCUGCCUCAACUGACCAUGAGGGCAGCCAUCCAAAAGGCUGAUGCUCAGAGCGGCCAUGGUCAAGGCAUGGCUAAAAAGAGCGCCCUGCUAGACCCCAACACUACGCUGGACCAGGAGGAGGUACAGCAGCACAAAGAUGGAAAGCCACCAUACAGCUAUGCCAGCCUCAUCACAUUUGCCAUCAACAGCUCGCCAAAGAAGAAAAUGACCCUGAGUGAAAUCUACCAGUGGAUCUGUGACAAUUUCCCCUACUACAGGGAGGCAGGCAGUGGCUGGAAGAAUUCUAUUCGGCACAAUCUUUCAUUGAACAAGUGUUUUCUAAAAGUGCCUCGGUCCAAAGAUGACCCAGGAAAGGGUUCGUACUGGGCGAUCGAUACAAAUCCAAAGGAGGACACAUUGCCAACUCGGCCCAAGAAGAGGCCACGAUCUGGAGAACGGGCUUCCACACCCUACAGUCUGGACUCUGAUUCCCUGGGAAUGGACUGCAUCAUCUCUGGAAGUGCCUCUCCAACAUUGGCAAUCAACACUGUGACUAACAAGGUGGCAUUAUACAACCCAGACCAAGAUGGGAGUGAUAGCCCUAGAAGCAGCCUUAACAACAGCCUGUCUGACCAGAGCCUUGCCUCAGUCAAUCUGAACAGUGUAGGGAGUGUACACAGCUACACCCCGGUGACAAGUCACCCAGAACCGGUGUCCCAAUCUAUGAGCCUGCAGCAGGCCCCCCAACCCCAGUACAGCAUCCCUGAGCGAGAUAAGCAGCUCCUCUUCUCUGACUUUGAAGAUCUCAGUGCCUCGUUUCGCAGCCUUUAUAAGUCUGUAUUUGAGCAGUCUUUCAGCCAACAGGGACUGAUGGGGAUCCCAUCAGAGUCUUCCCAGCAGAGCCACACUUCUUGCUCCUACCAGCACUCGCCAAGCAAUGCCAUCAGCACCCACCCACACACCAGUCAAAACAGCAUCACCAACUCUCACCCCAGCAGCAUCUCCAACAGCGGUGCACAGGUGCCCCUGUCGCACCCGUCUCACACUGCCCACAGCUCUCCCCACACACAGCAUCUCUCUCAGCAUGGUCCGCACUCCCAUGCCCAACAUGGCCAGCACCCGCACUCAGCACACACCCAGCACCAGGCUCACUCCCAACACACCCAGCACUCCCAACACACCCAGCACUCCCAACACACUCAACACUCCCAGCACUCACAGCAGCCCCAACAGCACCAGAAUCUCUCUCACCAGCCUCAUCCAGCCCAGCAACAGAUGCCCUGCAGCACUGGUCUGCCGAGUGACUGGUAUCCAAAUCUGGAUGCGUUGAAGGAAAGUUGCCGCAUUGCCAGCAGCUACAACUGGGCAGAUGUGGACCUCUCACCCUUUCAAGGUUUGAGAGAGAGCAUGAGGCAGGCCGAACUGAAUAACUGGUCUCUGGAGCCGACUCAGAUUGUGGAUCUUUGUUCCUCUAUCAACCAAUUCUUUGCCCGAACUGGAGUCAUUCAGCCACAAGGUGCAGUGCAGCCACCCGUUUGCCAUGGCACUAUGCAUCCCUCCAAGCCCAGUCAGCACAUCAAUACAGGAAAUAUGUACAUGGAUUCAAGACAGAGUAUGACUGCAAUGAUGGCUCCUCCAGGUUAUCCCCACAUGCCCCCCAUGAACAGCACAGCCAAUGCCAUGACAGGCCAUCAUGCACAGAUGAACCAGCAGCACAUGAUGCCUACUGGAAACUUUCCAAUGCGCCGCAUGCCUGCUGAUGACAUCCAGGAUGACUUUGACUGGGACUCCAUUGUUUAGCCCUGUCCCUAUAUAAAAAAAGGUGGUGCAGGCAACAUAAGAGAGUCGCUUGGAAGAAGAGUGUGUAUGUGUGCGAGAGAGAGAGAGAGAGGGCUAGUCCCAAGAUGUCUGCAUGCCCCAAAGCGGGAAGCAGUUUGGAACAGGGCGCUUCAAAAAGUGCAAGUGUCGUUAAUGUGAGCAGAAAGAGACUCUUGUUCUGGUGUUUUAAGAAAUGAAAACAAAAACAAACAAAACAUUACUUUGAAGACAAUCACGUUUACUAGGAAAUGUUCAAGUGAUUGAUUUUGUACUUGUCCAAAGGACAAAGCUCAUGUUCAUGUUAAAUGUAAAGCCCUCUUUUCCAUCCAUUUCUCUAUGGCGCCUGAAACUCUAUUCAGUCUCCUAACUCCCUUCUGCAAGUAAGUUGUUAGGCCAAGCUCUUAUUCCUGUCCUUAAUAUUAUUUGUGUGAGACUUUUUUUUAUUUUUAUUUUAUUUUUAUUAUCAUUAUUAUUAUUUUGUGUGAAAUGUUUGGUUUAUUUUUCUUCCUCCCAUCUCCUGGUGCAGGCUAAGCUACUUUUUGGCUCUCUUUCAUGAUUCUAUUUCCCCUCUAAAAAUGCAGGCCACUUUUCAGACAGGAAUAGUUCUUGGGUCAUUCUGUCUGCACAGUGCCACAGGUUCUCUAGGUCUUUAUUAACUUAGGUGCUCCACAUAUCACCUGAACCUUUACUGUACCUUAUACAAACAAUGCCAAGCAUCCAAAUCUCUGAGUUAGCAAAUGAUUAUCCAUUGUCUUUUUAAUGAUUGGUGUGCUUCAUAAGAUGUAUGUAAAGUCCAUUACCUGCAGUAUUUGUACUUUGUAUCUUUGCUGUCUGUGAUGUAUCAUUCUCCGAUCACUGAUACUUUUUUAACAGUGUGAAAUGGUGCAUCUGGAACUGACACUGAUUCAGACCUCACUUUUUAUUAAUCUCAUGUUCAUUUCUGUUCUACCAUCACUUUCAUAUCCUGCAUGUACAGUUGGUUUUAUUUAAUAGAUUCUUGCCAUUACUUGUCGAGAAAAAAAAUUGCAUGGAUAAUUUAAAAAGGUAGCAAAUAAUGUGGAGAUGGCCUGUUGCAUAGCUCAGCAAAACAAAGGCAUGGAUCUUAUGUCACCACAUUUUAAUGAAGCAUGCUAUUUUUCUGUUUUAUACCCUUUAACAUUAAUCUACUUGCUGUUUUGCUGAACCAUCAAGGACUCACGUAAGACAGUACUAGUAUUUGGUGUAGAAACAAGAAUAUUGGAGAAAUGCUUUAAUAUAGAGAGAGGAAAAAUUCAGAACAGUUUAAAAAAAUAAAAUAAAAAAUAAAAACCUCCAA